Folsomia candida is the source of this 1963-nucleotide messenger RNA. Its product is annotated as zinc finger E-box-binding homeobox 1. The record is from RefSeq and is a predicted model, not a curated record. NCBI's taxonomy places the organism in Eukaryota, Metazoa, Arthropoda, Collembola, Entomobryomorpha, Isotomidae. Gene Ontology annotation, biological process: regulation of transcription by RNA polymerase II. The transcript is spliced from 7 exons. Gene Ontology annotation, molecular function: RNA polymerase II cis-regulatory region sequence-specific DNA binding; DNA-binding transcription factor activity. Bases 357 to 1604 code for a protein of 415 amino acids.
AUAAAUAAGACUGAGAAGUCAGAGUGGAGGAAAAUUGUCAUUUGUGUGACAUGUUUAUCCCUGAUGAUGAGUGCCAGGUUGAUUUUUGUGGAGAAAGUGGUGGGAGAAAGUGGGAGAAAAAGUGCACUCGUCGUCAUCUCGAGAUGAGAUUGGAGUCAGUCAGUGUUCAUGGAAAAGCUGCUCAUCAUCGAGUCGGGUCGACUCGUUCGGCAGAUGAGGGUCUGUGUGCUACAGGGAACAGGCAGGGUCCGCCAACUCCAACCCAGCAAACCCAAACCUAACAACAGAAAAACUUGUUUUCGUCACUCCUUAUUCCUAGUAAAAUAAUUAUCCUCUUUGGAAUUGGGCCUUUCGACAUGGAUGAACGGGUCAAAUUUUUGGAGGGCGAACUCACAAAGUUCGCAGAAGCCUUUGAAGAGCUGACUUACCAUUAUUCAACCAUCCAUAACUUUCUCCUCGCUCAGUUUGGUGACAAGUUCAAGGACUUUGUGCUUGCGGAAAAUGCUGAAAAUGCAUUUACUGAAAUACAAAAUCUUCGAAUGGGUGGUGCUGUCAAUAAAGUUGAAGAGGAUGACGAUGAGAAUAAUGCAGAACAAUUUGGACAAGAUUAUGAAGAUGGAGUUGAAUGUGCUACAGACAUUCUGAAAAUUCAUGUUGACGAAACUGAAGAUGAUGACGAGGAGGAAUUUGGGGAUGAAGAACAAGAAGAACCAUCUCCUGUUCGUGUUACAUUAGUCCAUAAGAAACCAAAUUCUCUGGUGAAUGGAAAUCGAGUUGGAGUUGUUCAGGGCAGUGCACAAAUUAUUCAAAGGGUUCAACAACUUCAGCAAUCUCAUCACAAGGUUCAACCUCGACAACAAGCAAAUCCAGCAACUGGACUUAAAUUUCUCCGUCCUCUUCCAUUACUUCAACAGCGUCCAACCUCAUCAUCCCAAUAUCGUCAGACUUUUACAAAUAAUGGGGCAGGAUGGCAAAAAACUCCCCCCACGCCCGUAAUUAGACCAGUUAUAGGAGGAAAUCGUGGAAAUGAAAUCCUUUUAAGUAAUGACAAUGAAGAUUUUAAGGCUGGGAAGUAUUCAAAAUUUUACAAAAAAAUCAAUGAUGAACUGAUUCAAUGCAAAAUGUGUCAGAAAAUAUUGAAAAGACGGGGCAAAUUUAUCCAACAUUUAAGAACACAUACGGGAGAAAAACCAUUUCAGUGUGAAUUUUGUCCAGCAUCCUUCUCUCGAAAAGAUAACAUGAAUGUCCAUGUUGCUAAACAUCACUCUCCAAAUGGAAGCAUUCUUGUUCAAACGUCGCCAUCAAACCAGUAUAAUUACGCUUUAUUGCCUGCUUCCAAUAAUAAUAGCACUAAAAAAUUUCUCCAAGGCUUUAAAUGUCAAAUCUGCGCCAAGCUAUUUGCCAGUGAGACUAUUUUCCAGUCGCAUAUGAAAUUAGUCCACCACUCUGUUAGCCAACCAGACGAUGAUUACAAUGAGGAGGAUGAAGAUGAUGAUGACGCCCAGAAUGAGGGGGAUGAAGAACAAAUGGAUGAGAUGAACAACUAUGCUGAAACAGAUUAUAUUGGUGGCGAAGAAGAAAAUGGAGAAGAUGGCGAUUUCUAAUAUAACAGAAGUUCAGAAAUUUUUCACACAACUAUUCAUGCUCCUAGUAAUUAUUGCGCAAGUGUAUAUAGGUAGGUUAGUAUGUUCCAGGUCCCUGUUAUAUUUUGUUCAGUAAAGUUUAGUUAACAAUUUUACUUUUGUGAGGUGGCUUCUUUUAUUGAGUGAUAGGUUUUUUACAAUCAAAUAAAUCUGGUCGUGUAGUCCUAGUAAGAAAUAAUAGGCAAUAAAUAUCAACACCAAAGAAAAUCAGAGCCAUUACGUGUAUUAAAUAUUAAUAAGAACAACAUGUAGCCUAAUUUAUUAAUUUUACAUUUUUACCUAAUAAAAACGUUGCAAUGCUUUCACGAAAAUAAAUUUCA